UAACAUUUCCCACGGGCCACUGCCGAAUGCUCAGCCCAAUACUUCCUUGUAUAAGGCCCGGCCCGAAGCAAGAAAAAACCCAUAUUACUCGUUCGUGUGAAGCGCACGUGACGGAAUCCUGGUUGGGCCGCCGUCGUCUCUCUUUACUUGUAUCUCUCGUCGUCUCCUCUGCCAAUCGCAUACCCUUCCACACAGACCAACGCAUCCACCGUCAAAUCUCGCUAUGUACAGAACGGCCGCGUCAAGAGUUAGGUCUCUCAAGCGCCUGACAGGUUCUAGGGGAUGGGCUGGAUAUGCAAGUACUGUUGCUGCAACCCAGUCAUCGUCUGGAAGUCUCUUCAGUUGGUUGACGGGUGAGCAGUCAUCCUCACUUUCACCUCUAGACUUCCCCUUAAAGGAUGUUACUCUUCCCUCUCCACUACCAGACUAUGUUGAGCCUGGAAAAACUAGGAUAACCACUCUUGCAAAUGGUCUCAGAAUUGCCUCUGAAACUUCAGCGACUCCUGUAGCUUCAAUCGGCUUACAUGUUGAUUGUGGCUCAAUCUAUGAAACCCCAGAUUCAUUUGGUGCAACACAUCUUUUGGAACGGAUGGCCUUCAAAAGUACCCUUAAUAGGAGUCACUUGCGUAUUGUACGAGAAGUGGAGGCAAUUGGGGGAAAUGUAAGUGCAUCAGGCUCACGGGAACAUAUCAGUUAUACCUAUGAUGCACUAAAAACUUAUGUUCCCCAAAUGGUAGAGCUCCUUAUUGAUUGUGUGAGAAACCCUGCAUUUUUGGAUUGGGAAGUUAGCGAACAGCUUCACAAGGUGAGUGAUGAUAUUAGUGAAAGCUCCAAAAAUCCUCACCACUUGCUGGUGGAGGCCAUCCAUUCAACUGGCUACUCCGGCCCCUAUGCAAAUGCUCUUUUGGCUUCUGAAUCUGGGGUUAACCAUUUGAACAGUACUGUUUUAGAGAAGUUUCUUUCUGAGAACUACACAGCUUCUAGGAUGGUCCUUGCUGCAUCAGGCGUUGACCAUGAUAAGUUGCUGGAAUAUGCAGAGCCGCUUCUUUCUGAUCUUCCAUUAGUUCCUCAUCCAUCUGCUCCAAAGCCACUUUAUACAGGAGGCGAAUUCCGCCGUCAUGGUGAUUCUGGGGUUACCCACUUUACUCUUGCCUUUGAACUUCCUGGUGGCUGGAUCAAAGAAAAGGAUGCUAUCACAUUGACUGUUCUUCAGAUGCUGAUGGGUGGAGGUGGAUCUUUCUCAGCUGGUGGUCCUGGGAAAGGGAUGUACUCAAGAUUAUAUCUCCGUGUACUGAAUGAGCAUCCUGAGAUUCAGUCCUUUUCGGCAUUCAACAGCAUUUGCAAUCAUAGUGCUUUAUUUGGAAUUCAAGGAACCUCAGGAUCUGAUUUUGCAGCUCAUGCCAUUGAGAUAGCUGCUAGGGAGCUCAUUGCUGUUGCAACUCCUGGACAAGUUGACAUGGUGCAACUAGAUCGUGCAAAACAGUCUACAAAGUCUGCCAUUUUAAUGAACCUAGAAUCCAGAAUGGUCGCUGCAGAAGACAUAGGCAAACAAGUUUUAACUUAUGGAGAGAGGAAACCUGCGGCUUAUUUCCUGAAUGCCGUUGAUGAAGUUACCAAGGAAGAUAUUGCUAAAACUACACAAAAGCUUUUGUCAUCUCCCCUCACCAUGGCAUCUUAUGGCGACGUGCAUCAUCUGCCAAGCUACGAACAAGUUAGCAGGGUUUUCCAUUAAAAACCAAGUUGUCUGUGUGGCUCCGAUGAGACCGUUGAUGAUGCUCUGAAGGCGAUCUGAAAUUUUGGCGGCCUUUGGAUGGAUAUUCAAUGGAAAUAGGGUCCGAUGAACCCUUCACUUCGCUUGAACAAUAAAUGAUGAGCUUCUAGGCAGGAAACCAUUUUACACACAAUUCUGUCACUUUGCGGAUUAGCAUACCAAAUUAUUGAGGUUCUUGUUGAUCGUGGCUAAGUAUGCCAUAACUGAAAUGUUGCUUUUUUACGAGCUAUAAUUCUUUGAUGAAUGGACAUCUUUCAGUUCAAAUAUGGUGUUUAGAAUAAUUUGUGGUUGUAAUAGAAUUAUGAUAAAGAAAUACACCCUUGUAGGUGAGAUCUUUGCUUUAUUUUAAUUAUUUUAAUAUUCAAAUAAAAGGUGUGAUCUUUGUUUCA
Salvia miltiorrhiza (redroot sage) is the source of this 2160-nucleotide messenger RNA. RefSeq names its product mitochondrial-processing peptidase subunit alpha-like. Gene Ontology annotation, molecular function: metal ion binding; metalloendopeptidase activity. Gene Ontology annotation, cellular component: mitochondrion. The transcript has 13 exons. The record is from RefSeq and is a predicted model, not a curated record. Lineage: Eukaryota; Viridiplantae; Streptophyta; Magnoliopsida; Lamiales; Lamiaceae. Gene Ontology annotation, biological process: proteolysis. Bases 224 to 1732 code for a protein of 502 amino acids.